Messenger RNA from Phyllopteryx taeniolatus (common seadragon), 1932 nucleotides. It is a transcript of the gene metap1d, whose product is annotated as methionyl aminopeptidase type 1D (mitochondrial). The record is from RefSeq and is a predicted model, not a curated record. The transcript has 9 exons. Lineage: Eukaryota; Metazoa; Chordata; Actinopteri; Syngnathiformes; Syngnathidae. Gene Ontology annotation, molecular function: metalloaminopeptidase activity. Gene Ontology annotation, biological process: proteolysis. The coding region runs from base 85 to 1191 and encodes 368 amino acids.
GCUAUCUAUCUAUACUGCGGCGUUGUCGCUGAUUUGUGGCUCUAGGUCACAUGACUACCGUACCACGUGACGCGCCCUCCAGUAAUGGCGUCCUACUGCUCUGCGGGGUUUGUAACAAGAUCAGGACUGGCCGGUGUCCUGCGACGAGUGUGCAAUUUCGACCUGUGUGGAUCCUCCAGGGCACGACUGUGUCACCCAUAUCGCCGCUUCUUCUGGAAGAAGUGGUCGAAAUCCCACUCACAAAAUGUUGUCCGUCCCGCUACUGUUAGGCCUGCCUAUGCUGUACCAAAGCACAUUGAACGCCCGGAUUACGUCAGUACUGGACUGAUCCCCGAAUGGCCUGACUAUAUCGAAAUAAAGAAUGCAGAGCAAAUCGAAGGCCUCGCCAGAGCAUGCCAGCUAGCUCGACAUGUCCUGCUACUAGCGGGGCAAAGUCUGAAAGUUGGUAUGACUACAGAUGAAAUAGACUUUAUUGUACAUCAGGAGAGUAUCCACCAUAACGCCUACCCCUCCCCUCUCAGAUACGGAGGUUUCCCAAAAUCGGUUUGUACUUCAGUGAACAACGUGGUGUGUCAUGGCAUACCUGACAGUCGGCCACUUCAAGAGGGCGACAUUAUCAACAUUGAUGUGACUGUGUAUUUGGACGGUUACCACGGUGACACGUCGGAAACCUUCUUUGUCGGUGAGGUGGAUGAGCUCGGGCGGCGACUGGUGGAAACGGCAAGGCGUUGCAGGGAUGACGCCAUCGCCACCUGUAAGCCGGGUGUGCAGCUUUGCGUUAUCGGGAACACUAUUAGUGAAAUAGCUUAUGCUAAUGGAUUCCAAGUGUGUCCCUAUUUCAUCGGACAUGGAAUCGGCUCCUACUUUCAUGGACAUCCUGAGAUCUGGCACCACGGUGAGUUGUCUCUUGGAGACACCGUGUUGUGUGCUUCAUGUUCGAGUUUCUUACGUACAAAGUGCUCCCUGUCUUUCUCUCCAGCAAAUGACAAUGAGAUGACCAUGGAUGAAGGCAUGACUUUCACAGUAGAACCCAUACUAAUGGAAGGGUCUGCAGAGUUUAAAAUCCUGAAAGACAAGUGGACAGCGGUGUCUGUAGACAAUAAAAGAUCGGCUCAGUUUGAACACACUGUAGUUAUCACAUCUGACGGAGUGGAAAUUCUCACCAAAUUGCCAGAAGAGGACAAUCAUUGACCUGUCGAGAUCGAAGUGUGAACCUCAACUGUUGGAGACCGUUUACUUGGACAAAAAGAAACUUACUUGAACUGUGAGGAAUCAGGCCCCCCCCACCCCCCGAGACCCUCAGCAGCGUGACCUCAUACACUUUGAGGCCAGUUUGUAAUACCAACCCUUACCACGAUGUGAACAUACAUUGUUUUUUUUAAAUAAAAUCAUUAACUUUAUUUAUUUGAUUCUUAGUUUGUCUGUAACAUGCAUCAUACUUUGAAUCUUAUUCCAUUUGUGACAUCUGCCUAAUGUGGCUGCUUCAAUGAGUUACAGGUUAAAAAUACAUUUUGGUGUAUUGACCGAUUGCAUGUUUUCUUUUGCAACUUAAUUAUUUGUUCUGUGCUUUCAUUUCACAGUAGGAAAAAUUGAUAUGUUCUAAAACUUUUGACUGGUAGUGUACAUUAGUUGAGUUGCGCUUCUCUAACUUCUGGCCAUACCUUUUGUUGGUUAACAAAUGCAUCGUUUUCCACUUUACAUUUUUAUUUACACCACUGAUUCAUAAGUAAGUUACACUUAAUUAACUCUAGGGGGAGCACUCUAGCAAAGAAACAAAACAAAAACAACAACUAUUGUUCCUUGUUAUUACUACUUACUUUUUUUAUACAUGAAAAAUGCCAAAUUUCCUCAGCUCCCCCACAAUGAAAUACUUCUACUCUGUAUGUACAAUAUGUUGAUGAAGUAAUGCUGGAAUAAAUUUGAGUAUCGGUU